Vicia villosa (hairy vetch) is the source of this 923-nucleotide messenger RNA. RefSeq names its product senescence associated gene 20. NCBI's taxonomy places the organism in Eukaryota, Viridiplantae, Streptophyta, Magnoliopsida, Fabales, Fabaceae. The record is from RefSeq and is a predicted model, not a curated record. The coding region runs from base 259 to 588 and encodes 109 amino acids. The transcript has a single exon.
AGGCUCUUCCACAAGUAUCACAAAAAUCCAGUUCUCAACAUUCCUUUACCAAAUCCAUAAACCGAAUUUUCUAGAAGAACACUUUUUCUCGAACUGGCUAACUUUCAAGAAAGUGCCGAAGAAGCAGAUUCCAGCAAUCAAAAGCUGGUUCUCACACUAUAUGAAGCCUUAAACUCUCGAGACUCCGACACCGUGGUCAAGAUCCUCGCUUCUGAUCUCGAGUGGUGGUUUCACGGUCCACCCUCUCAUCAGUUUUUGAUGCGCACGCUCACCGGCGACUCCACCGCCGUCGAUACCUUCCGGUUCGUUCCACAGUCUCUCGUCUCGUUCGGCUCCACCGUUAUAGUUGAAGGCUGCGAUACUUCACGCGCCAUCUCCUGGGUUCACGCGCUCACUCUAGCGGAUGGGAUAAUCACCCAGGUUAGGGAGUAUUUCAACACUUCCCUCACUGUCACUCGCUUCGCCGAGAAAGACUCCGAGGAGAUUGUUCCGGCAACGUUUGAUUCCGGUCGCUUCCCUUGCGUCUGGGAGAGUAGCGUUUCUGAUCGGGUCGGUAAAUCUGUACCCGGUUUGGUUCUCGCAAUAUAAAAGAUAAAAUUAAGAGGUUCAGUAAUCACGUGUUUAGGUUACUGGAUUAGAAUAAAAUAAACUCCUGUACACGUGGCAGUCGGUGGUUGGCUUUUGUUUCACGUUUUCACGGGACGUAACUUUCGGUGUUUUUUCCGUAGGGGAUGUGAGACUUUGUUCUGCUGUCGGCGUGGUGUGGUGUUUUUUUUUUCUUCUUGUUUGUUUGCUUAAUUACUUGUGUGGGUUGGAACCAUUAUUAUUAUGGGUGCUUCUAGUUGGUUGUUUGAUUUUGAAUUUGUAAUAUGUUGUUUGGAAGAUUUAAUGAUAAGAGUAAUUAUGAAUGUUUGUUUUAAGAA